This is a messenger RNA of Microthlaspi erraticum, 297 nucleotides long. The record is from the annotation of a GenBank genome assembly. NCBI's taxonomy places the organism in Eukaryota, Viridiplantae, Streptophyta, Magnoliopsida, Brassicales, Brassicaceae.
AUGGCUACUUCAAAAGCCCUUAUUGCUACUCUUCUUAUAUCUCUUCUUGUUCUUCAACUCGUCCAGGCCGAUGUGGAAACCUCAAACAAAAAAGGUGGCUACGGCAAGAAAAUUGAUUGUGGCGGUGCGUGUGUAGCACGGUGCAGUCUUUCGAAGAGGCCGAGGCUGUGUCACCGAGCGUGCGGGACUUGCUGCGCCAGGUGCAACUGUGUGCCACCUGGCACGUACGGUAACUACGACAAGUGCGAGUGCUACGCCAGUCUCACCACCCACGGUGGUCGCCGCAAGUGCCCUUAA